AACAGAGUGGGAUUUCAAAUCUGAAAGAGAUGUCACAUAUAAUCCUACCUCAUAAUACUCUCCUAUUGCAUUCGGUUGUUGUGUACACAGCUCAUCUUACAGAGUUGUUUUGGCCCGUCCUUUGCCUCGACCUCUUCCUCUACCACGGCCUCUUCCUCUUCUGCUGUAUGCCAAGACCUUGGUUGUACCCGGACUGCUACUUGCCGAGUUUGAGUUUGGUAGAGACUGGUCUCCUGGGAGCCACUCUUCUUCGUGCGUGCUUGAACUGUUAUGUGAGGCACUUGAUUCGCUGUCAUCGUUUUCGUUGUUAAUUGCACCAUCUGAGCCAUUCCCUACUGCCAUAUCAUCAGCUAUAGGCUGAGAAGCCUCGGUAAUUAAUUAAUUACUCCAAUUCGUGAGAACGAAAUGUUAAUGACUUAAUAUGUAAACAAAGGUGGGGGACACAACAUGGAAUGAGUCAAGUUGUACCUCAUUAGAAAAUUCAACAAAUUUGGUCAAAAUAAAAAGACGAUGAUGAAGUGAAGUCUCUCUCAGAUCUAAAAGCCCAUCGCGAGCUAGAUGAGAUCUACCACUUUCUUCUCAAGUCCUUGUCUGAAUUGAAUUCUCUUUCCAAAACCGCCGCCACCUGAGAGGGUCUGAAGGUUCGGCGGAGGGAGGAUGCAUCUGCCGGAGGUUUCAAAUGGCGGUGGCUCAGGUUUUCCGGUGGUCUCCGUCGGAAGUAAGAUGAAUAGGUAUCGGAGAAUGGACUCCGACGCGGAUGAAUCGCAGACUCAUCUUGAAGCAGAGGCAAGAAACAGCAGAACCAGAAAAUACGUUAUGGCUUGUGCUUUUUUUGCGUCGUUGAAUAAUGUUCUUCUCGGCUACGAUGUUGGGGUAAUGAGCGGUGCGGUGUUGUUCAUUCAGCAGGAUCUUAAAAUAACGGAGGUGCAGACUGAAGUACUCAUCGGCAGCCUCAGCAUCAUUUCUCUCUUCGGAAGCUUAGCCGGUGGUAGGACCUCCGACUCCAUCGGUAGGAAAUGGACCAUGGCUUUGGCUGCUCUCGUCUUCCAGACCGGUGCUGCGGUGAUGGCUGUGGCUCCGUCCUUCGAGGUCUUGAUGAUCGGAAGAACUUUUGCUGGCAUUGGGAUCGGGCUUGGUGUCAUGAUCGCGCCUGUCUACAUCGCCGAGAUAUCCCCAACUGUAGCAAGAGGCUUUUUCACGUCCUUCCCUGAGAUCUUCAUAAACUUAGGGAUCUUGCUUGGCUAUGUCUCCAACUACGCCUUCUCGGGCCUUUCCGUGCACAUCAGCUGGAGGAUCAUGCUUGCAGUUGGUAUUCUUCCUUCCGUUUUCAUAGGAUUUGCGCUGUGCGUGAUCCCUGAGUCGCCGAGGUGGCUGGUCAUGAAAGGCCGAGUGGACAGUGCACGAGAGGUGCUCAUGAAAACGAACGAGCGAGAUGACGAGGUGGAAGAGCGUCUCGCAGAGAUACAACUGGCGGCUGCACAUACACAAGGCAGCGACGAGGAGAGACCCGUGUGGCGUGAGCUUCUAAGCCCAUCUCCUGUUGUAAGGAAAAUGCUGAUCGUUGGGUUUGGGAUCCAAUGUUUCCAGCAGAUCACAGGUAUCGACGCCACCGUCUACUACAGCCCAGAGAUCCUGAAAGAAGCAGGGAUACAGGGGGAGACAAAACUGCUUGCUGCAACUGUGGCUGUUGGGGUCACAAAAACAGUCUUCAUACUAUUUGCCACCUUCCUGAUCGAUAGCCUUGGCCGGAAACCACUGCUCUAUGUGAGCACUAUUGGAAUGACUCUGUGUCUCUUUUGUCUAAGCUUCACGCUCACAUUCCUCGGCCAAGGAACUCUUGGCAUAACCUUGGCUCUUCUGUUUGUUUGUGGGAAUGUUGCCUUCUUCUCUAUUGGGAUGGGACCUGUUUGCUGGGUCUUGACUUCAGAGAUCUUCCCAUUACGGUUAAGAGCCCAGGCCUCUGCCCUUGGGGCGGUUGGGAACAGGGUGUGCAGCGGUCUUGUGGCUAUGUCCUUCCUCUCCGUCUCACGUGCCAUCACUGUCGGAGGAACCUUCUUCGUCUUCUCCCUUGUGUCUGCGCUCUCGGUUAUCUUCGUGUAUGUGCUAGUCCCAGAGACAAGUGGGAAGUCGCUGGAGCAGAUAGAGUUGAUGUUUCAGCCUCAGGGAGGGCUGGAAAGAAAAGACGGUGAAGUUGAGCUUGGAGACGCUGAGCGUCUUGUGCGCAAGUAACAGAUUUUUUGAAUGUUAUAUAUACUUUGGGCGCAGAAAUGAACAUGUUAAAGUAGAAGAGGCAGAAGAGAAGAGAUAUUCGUGUUUUAGAUCCAGAGAAAGUAAGACAGAUCUUCUAAGUGCCUUUGAUGAUGGUAUAUAGAGUAAUAGAACCAUUGCAUUUGCAUAUUCAAAAUGGUUAAGGUUUCAAGAUUCGGAUUAUCAAACGAAGAAUGAGACAACAUUACAAUAACAACACUUUUAUCACUUCUACUUCUUUUGCCAACCAAUAACACUUACCACUUUUAUUGGUGUGAGUGAGACAUAGAUAAAACGAAUUUGUCUUAAAAGGGUUGUUGUUAUAAAUAGAUGGUUGGUUAUUUA
Messenger RNA from Camelina sativa (false flax), 2592 nucleotides. The record is from RefSeq and is a predicted model, not a curated record. Lineage: Eukaryota; Viridiplantae; Streptophyta; Magnoliopsida; Brassicales; Brassicaceae.